AUGGAUGACGCAAACCAAACAGGAGCUAUGGUCACAGAAUUCAUUAUUGUUGGUUUCCCGGGAUUUCAAGACCCAGAGAGCAAGGCCAUCCUUUUUACCAUCUUCCUCACUGUGUAUCUCAUAAUUAUAUUGGGCAAUCUUCUUCUUAUUGGCAUAUUUGCAGCAGACUCAGGCUUACACACCCCCAUGUAUAUGACAAUGUGCAGCCUGGCCAUCAUUGACAUUACCCUUCCUACAUGUACUAUACCUACAAUGUUAAAUGUAUUCAGGUCUACAUCUUAUGCUAUCCCAUUACGAGCUUGUUUUACCCAAGCGUAUUUCUUUCUGGCACUGGGCACUGUGGAAUGCUUCAUCCUGUUGAUUAUGGCUUUUGACAGAUAUGUGGCCAUCUGCCACCCACUGCACUACACCUCCAAAAUGAGCCUCAAAUUUACUUUGAAACUCAUUACUCUCUGCUUUCUGGGAGGAUUCCUGUGCCCAAUACCUGCUAUUAGUUUAGGGAUGACAAAGCCGUACUGUGGACCCAACAAGGUUUUGCAGUGCUUCUGUGAUUAUUCUGGAGUUCUACGCUUGGCUUGUGCAGACAUUGUCUUGACCAGCUAUGUGUCUUUAUCUGUUGCCAUGUGUGUGUUACUGAUCCCCAUAUUCAUCAUCCUGCUAUCCUAUCUGAAAAUUGUUAAGGCAGUGCUCAAGAUUGCCAGUCCAGUGGGGAGGAUCAAAACCUUCUCCACAUGUGGCUCACACAUGCUGGUCAUUUCUGUAUACUUCCUUACUUUGACAGGUGUCUACAUCUCCUACAGGAUUCCUGGGACCUCAGUGGACAUGCGCAUCAUGGCAUCACUAUUUCAAAAUGUUUUCCCUCCUGUCAUGAAUCCAAUCAUUUACUGUCUGAGAACAAAAGAAAUCAGGGUCAGCUUGAUAAGAACCCUGAAAAAGACAAAGAUUUUACCUAGCAGCUGGUGA
Messenger RNA from Lepisosteus oculatus (spotted gar), 963 nucleotides. Its product is annotated as olfactory receptor-like protein DTMT. Gene Ontology annotation, cellular component: membrane. Gene Ontology annotation, biological process: G protein-coupled receptor signaling pathway. Gene Ontology annotation, molecular function: olfactory receptor activity; G protein-coupled receptor activity. The record is from RefSeq and is a predicted model, not a curated record. Lineage: Eukaryota; Metazoa; Chordata; Actinopteri; Semionotiformes; Lepisosteidae.